GCCCGAACGCUUUUCUGGACAAAGCAUGCUUCAACACUAGCAGCAUCAUGGCCGGCAAUACCACGUUUUUCUUGCGGGAAGCAGACAAUUAUAUAGAUUAUGACACCUUUUUGUCCGAUGAAUUCGACGCAAACAGUUAUGCGAACACCAUCGUGAAUCAGUCAGGUACUGGCGACGGCAGCGAUAUCGGCACGGCCCUCGCAAAACUAUCAUUCAGUAUCGAUAGCCUGAAUAAGCAAAUUCAGGAACAGGUCACGGACAACUACGAAGACUUGCUGGGACAAGUAACUGGGAUCAAAAAUCUGGAGACAGUAUUGGCGACCGUCAAAGCCAACAUCCAGGAAUUAAAGCUGUCUCUGCGAAAAUUGGUCUCAAAAAUUAAGGAUCCGUAUCAUCAACUUCAAAGCUAUACGACACAGCUCGAAAAUCUGCAACAAACGUGCGAAUUGCUGAGGCGGCUCCAUCGCUUUCUACUGCUGAAACGAAGACUGGAAGGGCAACUGCCAUCGACGGAGAACACAUCUAUAGAGCCUGAUAGUAUGGCUGGACGCGACCUCUCGGCAGCGGCAUUAACCGUACACGAACUCGAGACCAUUGUCAAUGAAUCCGAUUUUGAAGGCAUCCAUAUCGUGACGAAAGAACUCGCAUUCAUAGAAACCGCUCGGCAACGAGUUGAAAGCGAAGCGGAUCGAUUACUCAAAGAUGGAGUUAAUACACAGUCGCAGGCAAAGAUGGCAGCUGGUCUGCAAAUAUUUCAUAACAUGCGGCAAAUGAGCACUCGAGUGCAGGAGUUGACCAACGGAAUGCUCGACGACCUCGCUCGAAAUAUCAAACAUGUCGUUGAUAUGCAUUCGUUGCAAAAAGAAAUGAAAGGCAAUCAUCCUAAUGUGCGACGGACGAAUAACGAACCCAGCUUCGGUAAUCAGCAAGCAUUAGCGCAAGCGAUAUGGGGUCGUAUGGAGACAUUGAUGCAGUCCAUGAGUGACAGUUGUAUCAAGAUCUACGAUUUGGAAAAAGUGCUCGAGAUAAAGAAGGACUCGCUCAGUCAAGUGACCUUUUUGGAGGAAGUGGCCAAAAUGUUCGACGCGACCAGUCUUGUCAGCCAUUUUUGGCGCGUAUUAUCGGCCACUUUUGAGCGAGAACUUAAAGAGGCCACCAAAGUCUCGACCUUUUUGCAAAACACCUUUGUCGGCGGAUACCCCAAAUUGCUCCAGUUGCUUCACGAAUUCUUCUCCAGAGUCGCAAUCCAUAAUGGCACCUCAUUGCACGAUUAUGCCCAGAGCCCUGAAUACGUCAUUAUGCUACGCAGCUUCAACAUAUUUGAAAGCGGAUUUUUGGCUAGAUCAUUGACAAGAAUGCAUGAUACGAUCAAUGCAACGUUCCCUGCUCACGGAGGAUUGUCGAGAACGGCUCCCGGGCGUCAAAGUAUAUUGACUAUUACACGGGUCAUCGAACACGAAUUGGAAACUGCGGCUUUCGAGCCCCAUUUAGCUCAAGCCGUGGCAAGAAAUGUGGUCAAAACGCUGAACAUGUUUUGCGCCAAGUGCGAAGCAUUGAUACCGAAUACGGAUCAGUCUGUUUAUACAGCUACGCAGAACAAUACCAUUUUCAUGAGCCUGAGCAGGAAAAUUGAGCUCAUCAAUAUUACAUACUACAUGCAUCAGUCCAUAUGGAAAGUGCUAGAGGAAUACCCAGAGAAGAUGGUGGACAUCAUCAUCAAAGGAUCUGAGGAAUGUCGGCGGGUCAUGCUUUCCAUCGGUCAAAACUUGGUGGAUGGUAUCAAAUUGGAUAUAUUACGGGUACUGAUACGAAUGCAUCAAGAAGACUUUUCGGGACAAGCGAACCGCAACUUCAAUCCAAUGGAAGACGAUUCGGCAAGUGCCUAUGUCAAAGAACUUGCCAAACACAUCCGUUACCAUCACAGCCAGAUCCUUUCUCGGUUGUCUUGCGGUACAGAACCAAAAUCAUGGGUGCGUCAAAUCGGGAAAUACAUGCUACAUGUUUUUGUUUUCCAAGCAAGCUUGAUAUCGCCUCUGAGCGAAGCUGGCAAACUGAAGCUGGCAGGAGAUAUGGCCGAGAUUGAGUUUAUCACUAGCUCGUUCUUGAGUGAUUAUGGUGUGAGGAUUGAAGAAAUUGGGGAUGAGUAUAAAGCCCUGCGUGUGCUGAGACCUCUGUUAUUCCUGGAUUCCGUGCAGUUGACAGCUGCUCAUCAUACGGCGGGGCUUUCAAAAUUGGUGCUGAUCCAUCAUUUGGUUGUGCGAUCGCAAUCGUCGACACCUCGAUUGGCGUUGCCAUAUUCGGUAUAUGACCUAUCGCCGCGAGAAUACAUGGAGUGGAUGGAACGCUUAUCGGAACAGGAACAAGUGUCAUUGGCGGUGGAUGCCAUCACCAAAGGCAGUAACUUGACGGCACACGAAUUGGAGACAAUCCCCGAAAAUCGACUCAUCAUCGAAAUUGCCGAGCAACUGUCCUCUCCCUCCAUCUAGAAUGGACAUCCCCGCUGCUAUUUUCAUUGUGCAUAGCCCAUCCUAUUUACAUAAUUAAGAAACAUAAACCAUCCUAUUUUGUGAUAAUGAAGGUUUAUAAAAAUUGCAAAAUAUCAAAACCUUG
Molecule: messenger RNA, 2610 nt
Organism: Radiomyces spectabilis
Lineage: Eukaryota; Fungi; Mucoromycota; Mucoromycetes; Mucorales; Radiomycetaceae
Product: Golgi transport complex subunit 5-domain-containing protein
Exons: 15
Coding region: 48-2486 (812 amino acids)
Biological process (GO): intra-Golgi vesicle-mediated transport
Cellular component (GO): COG complex
Source: RefSeq, a predicted model, not a curated record